Fibroporia radiculosa is the source of this 1776-nucleotide messenger RNA. RefSeq lists its product as uncharacterized. Gene Ontology annotation, cellular component: nucleus; cytoplasm. The coding region runs from base 1 to 1776 and encodes 591 amino acids. The transcript has 10 exons. Gene Ontology annotation, molecular function: DNA binding; FAD binding. Gene Ontology annotation, biological process: entrainment of circadian clock by photoperiod; circadian regulation of gene expression. Lineage: Eukaryota; Fungi; Basidiomycota; Agaricomycetes; Polyporales; Fibroporiaceae. The record is from RefSeq and is a predicted model, not a curated record.
AUGUUGAAACGUGCUCGCAGUCUGUCACCUCCUGGCGUGAGGUCGUCCUUGAUCAUGUCUCCGACCAAGAGAACCCGCACCGACGCCAACUUUCUGCCAAAUAAGAUUGCAACAGCAGAAGCUGCUUCAAAAGUAGACAGAGAUCCGCCUUUCUUCAAACUUCUCAAUGCAUUGAAGGACAAUGCCAGAAGUUCACCCAAGGGGGCGUCAGUGGUUUAUUGGAUGAGGAUGGAAGAUCUUCGAAUUAGCGACAAUCGUGCUUUAGCGCAGGCUUCCGCAUUGGCUCAGAAGGACAACGUACCGCUUGUUGUUCUCUUCGUUCUCAGUCCCCAGGACUACAUCGCGCAUGACAGAAGCGCACGGCGGAUAGAUUUCACUUUGCGCAAUCUGCACGAGAUUAAAUCAUCUCUCGCAGAACAUCACGUCCCACUUUGCACUACGUCUCACACGCCUCGCAUUUCUAUUCCUUCUCAUGUUCUGUCUCUUCUGAAAGAAUGGGGAGCGACACAGCUCUUCGCCAAUAUCGAACACGAAGUUGACGAGCUCCGGAGAGACAUCAAGCUGUGCGAGCUCGCUAAGAAGGAAGGUAUUGAUUGUUCCUUCGUACACGACAAAUGUAUUGUCCCUCCUGGAGAUAUUCUGACGAAAGAAGGAAAGGCCUACUCAGUUUAUUCUCCGUUCCUGCGCUCUUGGAUUAAGCACCUCUCUCUCAAGAAAGAAGACAUUCACCUUACGCAUGCGCCUACUCUAGCCGAUAAUGCUUUUUCUAUUCGAGAUCACUCGACCUUCGGCCGAUUAUUUGAAGUACCAGUACCGGAAGAGGUAGAAGGGUUUACUCUUCAGCCUGAUGAGAAAGAAAGGAUGCGAUUUUGCUGGCCAGCUGGAGAAGAUGCGGCAAGACAGAUUCUUGAUCGCUUCGUUCACACUAUGGCUCGUGGCUCUCAACUGGGCGCUGUGAACCCGCUUCCGGAAAAUGCAAAGGCGCCUCGGAACUCUGCCAAAGAUAGUCGAUUGGGGAAAUACAAAGCUGCGCGAGACAAGGUUGAUGCGGAUACUACCAGCCGGCUCAGCCCGUACUUAGCAGCGGGUGUCAUAUCAGCUCGUCAGUGUAUCAGGGCAACUACAGAGUUUUCAAGUGGCAAGAUUGACGUGAGUAGCGAGACGGGCAUAGGUCGCUGGGUACAGGAGAUUGCAUGGCGCGACUUUUAUACGCAUGUCCUUGCUCUCUUUCCGCGUGUGUCAAUGGGACGCCCAUUUCAGGAGAAAUUCGCUAAUAUAAAAUGGGAAGCAGAGACCCAUAAAGAUCAUCUCCAAGCUUGGAAGGAUGGCCGUACAGGUGUACCGAUAGUCGAUGCGGGCAUGCGUCAGGCCCGCGCUAUGGGGUGGAUGCACAAUCGUUUGCGCAUGAUUGUCGCCAUGUACUUGGUAAAGGAUCUCAUGAUCGACUGGCGACUUGGAGAAAAGUAUUUUAUGGAGAUUCUCAUUGAUGGCGACUUGGCCUCUAACAAUGGAGGAUGGCAAUGGAGCGCAAGCACGGGAGUUGAUCCUGCGCCAUACUUCAGGAUAUUCAACCCAUACAUCCAGAGUCAGAAGGCGGAUCCUACGGGUGAUUUCAUCCGCCAUUUUGUGCCAGAACUGGCAAAUGUUCGAGGCCCAGAGAUUCACAAUCCGUCACCGAAAUUGGCUGACAAGCUCGGAUAUCCGAGACCACGCGUGGACCACAAUGAGGCCAGACAACGGGCGAUAAGGCGGUACAAGAGUCCUGGUCAGGAGUAG